AACUUAACCACCACCACCACAACUCUUCCCUCUCAAAUAUAUAUACUUUUCUUUUUGUUGCUCUUGCAUUGUGCUUCUUAUAAUUAAUAAAUUAAUUACUUUUUUUUUCUGUGUGAGAGUUUGGAUUUUGAUUCAAGAUGGCUACUGCCGUUGCUAACCACCCUCAACAAUUUGGAAAAGAAGCUGAGGAAAAGAAGGUCAUCAAUGGUGGGUUUGUGGUGCCAGCGACCAACUCAUUUGGUGAAACCUUUAGGGACUACAAUGCUGAAGGUGAAAAGCAUGCGCGUGUGGAGAACUUCUACAAAAUCAAUCACAAGAACCAGACUUAUGAUUUCGUAAAGAAGAUGAGGGAAGAGUACAUCAAAAUGGACAAGAUGGAGAUGACCAUAUGGGAAUGCUGUGAGCUUCUGAAUGAUGUUGUGGAUGAGAGUGACCUUGACUCGGAUUUACCUCAAAUGGAACACUUGCUCCAAACUGCUGAAUCCAUUAGAAAGGACUAUCCCGAUGAGGAUUGGCUUCACUUGACUGGCCUUAUCCAUGAUCUUGGAAAGGUGCUUCUUCUUCCACAGUUUGGAGGGCUUCCUUAUUGGGCUGUUGUAGGGGAUACAUACCCAGUUGGGUGUGCUUUUGACGAGUCUAUUCUUCACCACAAGUAUUUCGAGGAAAACCCAGACUACCACAACCCUGCUUAUAACACCAAGUAUGGAGUUUACUCAGAGAAUUGUGGACUCGACAAUGUAUUGAUGUCAUGGGGACAUGAUGACUACAUGUAUUUGGUGGCCAGGGAGAACAAAACUACUCUACCUCCAGCUGCUCUUUUCAUUAUUAGAAACCACUCAUUCUAUCCAUUACACAGCGCUGGAGCUUACAGGCACCUUAUGAAUGAACAGGAUCAUGAAAAUCUGAAGUGGCUCCAAGUCUUCAACAAAUAUGAACUCUACAGCAAGGCCACUGAGCUGAUUGAUGUGGAAAAGGUCAAACCAUACUAUCUCUCCCUCAUCGAAAAGUACUUCCCUAAUAAGAAGCUGAAAUGGUAAAAACUUGAGGGAGCUCUUCCAGUUUAGCGAUCAAUGACUAUCAGUGUGGCGCUGUGUGUAGAGUAUGUGGCCAUUUGGCUCAUGCUUAGAAGGCUCUAAUGUGAUUUAAGUCUUUGUGCACUCGAAAUAAAUCAUUUAUAUAGGUCACCUUUGAUCGCUGUAAUAUUGUAUUGUACCCUAUCCUAUAUCCUAUCCUAUCCUAUGCAGCCGUAUGAUAUGGUAUUGUGACUUUUGCUUAUUCUAUGUAUAAUAAUAAUAAAAGCAAUGCCCUGCUUCUAAUUAAGGGUUGCAAUAAUAACUGUUGUCGUUUAAUGAGACUAAAUUACUAUUUGCUAGAGUUCA
Molecule: messenger RNA, 1379 nt
Organism: Humulus lupulus (European hop)
Lineage: Eukaryota; Viridiplantae; Streptophyta; Magnoliopsida; Rosales; Cannabaceae
Product: inositol oxygenase 1-like
Exons: 11
Coding region: 138-1037 (299 amino acids)
Biological process (GO): inositol catabolic process
Cellular component (GO): cytoplasm
Molecular function (GO): inositol oxygenase activity; iron ion binding
Source: RefSeq, a predicted model, not a curated record